GACGUCAAAUAGAUUAAACAUAGUUUAAAUGCUUUUUUUGAACGGAUUUAAUUUUUAGAAACAUGAUUCAUAAGUUGUUUUUUAUCGUACUGGCACUGAUUGGAACAACUUCUGCGCAACUAGGACUUGGAACAACAGAAUGCGCUUGCAAUAUUCCGUCUGAGUUUCGGUCAUCAUGUACAGCGAAUCCAUUUGCUCUCACGCGCCAACAAUGCCUUCAAGCUGGAUGUUGUUAUCAGUCUAGUGGGUUUUUCGGACAACUUUUUGGAUCAAAUUGUUACGAAAAAGACCCCACAUAUUGUCAAGUUCAACCUUUGCAACCUUUACAACCGGAUACUUCCCUGGACAUUUUUGUGUCUCAACCACAGUCGACAUGUCAAUUGGCUCUUCCACUCGAGCAAUGUCAGUUAGGCAGACUAGGAAGAAUAUUUUGCGAAGCUCAGGGAUGCUGCUAUGAUCAAUUUCGACAACCGUUCUGUUUCAGAAAAGCGAGAACAUCCACGUCGAUAUUCCAGGUCCACGUGCAAGUGUCGGAAUGGACGUUCUGGGGUGCUUGUUCGGAAGAAUGUUCUCCUGGUUUUUCAGCAAGAACCAGACGAUGUCUAAAUGCAGAUGCGCAAACAUGUCUCAACCAAGGGAUAAGACUCGCUGAACAAAUAUCUUGUAAUCAACAAGCAUGUCAGACAUGGAGCUCAUGGGAAUACAGCGCUUGUUCUGUGACUUGUGGAAAUGGAUUCAAUACAAGAACAAGAAAAUGUAUAUCAAAUACUUCUGGAAGAGAAAACAUUGAAUGCUACUCUUCAAGAACGAAUUGUAACCCACGAGUAUGCCCAGUUACAACACCACGACUGCGCCCAGUUACAACACCACGACUGCAACCAAGAUCUCGACCAGCAACAUGGAGUCAAUGGCAAACAUGGGGCCCAUGUUCACAAGAAUGUGCGAGAGGGCAGAGAAGCAGAUUUCGUUCGUGUAUUCGCAAUAACCGUGUAGCUGCAUCAAGAAUGUGCGCUCCUUUUGUAGGAUCAGUGUCAAGUUCAACUCAGAGUGAAAAUUGUAACACAGAAAUGUGCGAUUCGUGGACGACCUGGACAGCUUACAGCGCCUGCGGUCGUUCGUGUGGCUCCGCCGUCAGAUAUUCUACAAGAACGUGUUGGAAUAAACAACGUUCAGGCCGAAUCAGCAAUGCAUUUUUGAGUUGCAGUCAAAGAGAAGUGGCAUGCAUUCUACCAUCGUGCUCCGUCUCUAGUGCAAUUCCUACUUUCGUGGAGAGUACUCGUUUUGUCGAUCGGUUUAGAACAACAACUAAACCAACCAAUACACAAUCAGGGAACAUAUUUAGCAUUACUGAUUCGCCAAUUACUCCCAAGCUUACAACAGUACCAACGACAAUAAGUACCACUACUACUUCCGCUAAUACUCCAAAAAUUACAACUACAGUCAGGACAAAAGAGCCUGCAUCACCAAGCAUUUUCGUUUUUACGACUGCCAAGAAAACGACAACAACACCCUUUUCAACAACUAGUACAACUGCUUCAACUACUAGAGCAACAACUACUAGCACUACAACUACUACAACAACAACAACAACACCAGAACCGACAACAACGACUACUACAACAACUACAGAACCUCCUACGACUACAGAACCUGUUACGACAACAACUGAAGCAACAACUACUCAAAAGGCCAAAGUACCACAAUGGGGUGAAUGGUUGGACUGGUCACCUUGUUCAACAAGUUGCACUAAUGGCACCAGAAUAAGAACAAGACUGUGCAUGUACAGUGACGAGUCUGAAGCUGCAAUUGAGGAUUGUGGAGUUGAAAUGGAAUCAGUUGAUAUAGGAAGUUGCAAUGAUGAUCUCUGUCUGGAAUGGAGAGAAUGGACUACAGUUGAAAAAUGCCCGGCAUGUAAAAAGACCGACGAAGAUGUCGCAAACAAAUUGGAAGUAAAAACGAGAGAAUGCGCUGGACGAGAGAAAAAAGAUGCCGAUGACGAUUGUUAUAUCAACGUUUUCAACUGCGAAGAUACUGUAACAGAAUAUUGUCCCGACGAUACUACGACAACGGCGCCGACAAAUGCUCCUACAACAUCCAGCAGUACUGCUUCAACUACAUCGGCAACAAUCUCAACAACAGAAUCAACAACAACAACAUCCACAGCAACGACAAGCAGUCUACCGACUGUCCUCACGGGCCAAACUUCAAUUUGGGCAGAUUGGGGCGAAUGGAGUGAUUGCUCAUCAGAAUGUUCUCCCGGUAUCCAAAGUAGAGCAAGAAGAUGUGUGCCUGGUGUUCCCCCUCAUCUUUGUGUGGAAGGCUCUUUGGAUUCAAGAGUGUGUAAUGAAGAUUUUUGCUACGCAUGGACCGAUUGGGAUUUGGGACAAUGUGAUAAAACAUGCGGAGAAGGGGGAACAGAAGUGAAACGCAGAAUUUGUCCGGGAGGAAAAAUCGUUGAAGCCACACCGAAGAAAUGCUACGAAGUGGUUCAAGAAUGUAGUUUUGUAUUCCCUUGCGAAGAAACGACCACAACUACAUCUACGACGACAACUACACUUCCUCCAACGUCUCCUAAACCGAAGGGGCAGCCAGACAAGAAAUUAGACGUGCUUUUCUUGGUAGAUUCUUCUAACUAUGUAGACGAUUGCGAAGAAAUUGAAACUAACUUUGGUCUUGCGAGACCACUUAGAGGAGGCCAAAUCAACAGCACCGUUGCGCCAAAUUAUACAAGGAUGAAGAAGUUUAUUACUGAUUUUGUUAAUGGCUGGAGAGGGAUUGACGACGAUGGUACACGAAUAAGUAUACAACUUUUCAGUAAUUUAUGCAGUCCAAGAACCAAAUCAAAUUUAUACGUAGAAAAACAAUUCAAGGAAUCGCAUGAACAACUGGUGACAAAAUAUAUACGAGAUCUUCCAUACAUGUGCGGGGACUAUUGGUUAGAUUGGGCUCUACAAUGUGCGAUCAGUCCUGUGUUGACGUCAUCAUUUGGUGAUCGAGAAAACAUUCACAAUGUGGUUGUAACAAUUUUAAGUAAUGCACCAACAACAUCACAACCCAGCGAUAACUUGAUGAGAAUCAUAUUAAAAAGGCUCGUUGGGAAAGGAUCCACGGUGAUGUCAGCUACAGCAACACCACUGGAGUCACUGGGUCCAAAAUCUAGAAAAAGAUACGAAGAAAACGCAAGAAAACUCGCCUGUGACGAUAAAGAUGACUGUGCAGCAUAUUUAGGGUCAAUAUGGGACUCUGACAAAGAAAACGUUGCCGAUUUGGUUAGAGAAGCAUUGAAAGAAGCUGGAGAAUUAUAAUAGAAAAUGUAAUUCAGGAAUCAGAGAAAAAAAAUUCCAAUUAUUGUUAGACAACAUGCCAGUAAUUAUUCUUCGACUUACUCUUUUUUCGAUUUACGAAAAUGUGCUGUCAAAACAGUAUCAGUAUCAAUUGUAUUUUCAUUUAUUGUAGUUUCAAUUAUCUUUAUUACGAUUCGAUCCAACUUUAUUUUAAUUGAUUGAAUCAACCAUGGUAAACUUCUCAAAAAAAUGAAAACUGUAUUUUACAGUUAUAGAAUAUUUGAAGAUUUCUGCGCAAAGAGCGCUUUGCUAACUAGUAAUAUUGCUUGAAAAUAAUAUCUCCUUGGGUAUCACCGCUGUCUAUAUGGACAUUUGUUUGUAGUGAAAGUAUGGAAAAACAUAAAAAUAAAAAAUAAAUGAACGAUUAUUGUCCAACUCAAUUUGAAGUAUGAAAUGGUGCACACAGAUGAAGCAAAACCCAAAAUUUGCUAUCAAAUUUGCCGACUAGCUAUCUUCAACCCAGUGAUGCCCUAUUCAAAAGAUUGUGUUGCAGCGCAAACAUUGGAAUAUUAGCUUGUCAUUAUGAAAUCGUUAUUAUUUUGCUGAAACGACAUUCCAAUUUUGUCCGUAUUAUGGAUUCUAUUUUUUUGUUCCAAUAUAUAAUACGAGAUUAUUAAUUUCGCAAUUUUAUUUCUCUAUUAAAAUGUAUGUAUAUAUAAUUAUUUAUUUGUCAUUUAAUAAAAGAUAGUUUC
This is a messenger RNA of Styela clava, 4036 nucleotides long. RefSeq lists its product as uncharacterized. The record is from RefSeq and is a predicted model, not a curated record. Lineage: Eukaryota; Metazoa; Chordata; Ascidiacea; Stolidobranchia; Styelidae.